GGGAAGCAGUAACAGGAAAUAGGAAAGAGCAGCAGAAGGAGAAGAAGGAGAAGCUUUUAUUGAGGGUUUUUUCUUUUUUUUUUUAAAGAUCCUGAUUAUUUGGAUUACCUGUGAAGGACGAGGAACAGCCACACACACACAAACACACACACACUUACACACACACUUACCCACACACUCCUGACUGAUGCUCCUGCUGGAUGGACCGACGCUGUUCACAUCCACAUCGUCUCCUCCACCUCCAGCUGUGCACGUAGAAGAUCGACCUCUGCGACCAGACAUGCAUUUCUACUAUGUGGGGGACCAGACGUGGGCGACCAUGUUGGGUCAGAGUGUGCGGUUGCAGCCGGUGCCCAUCCAGAGCCUGUCAGAGCUGGAACGAGCCAGGUUACAGGAAGUCGCCUUGUACCACCUGGAAGAGAGGGACCUGGAUUUCAAGAUCACCAUCCCAAGAGCAAUACACAAACGGAGAAAAUCUCUACGCAGGAAGUUUGACUCCUUCUCAAAGGAAAAGAAAGAGCGAGAAUCGAACCCCAUGGCGUUCGGCAUCCCGCUCUCCCAGGUCAUUGCCAAUGACCGGGCCUACAAGCGGCGGCAGGACGCCCUGAAGGAGAGCAGGCGAGACUGUUUGGACCUGGAGGCCAGCAUCCUGCGCUUCCGGGCCGAGAAGAGGCAGUUCUUUAACGGGAACAAGCCGCUGGUCUGCUCCUCGUCAAUCACGGGCGGAGGUCCCUGCUCGCCGUCUGCAAACUCGGUGGCACCGGCGCCCAUUUUUGAGAUGCAGAACAAACCGCUGUCGCCUACGUUUCUGGAUAACACUGGCCGAGGACAGAGGAGGGGCGGUCUGUCAGUGGACUCCAUCUCUGACCUUGUAGACAGUCAGUCUCGCCUGCUGGAGGCGCUGCAGCUCUCUCACCCGGCCGAGCUGGAGCAGAAGAAGUCACCGGGCGGCAGCCACUCAGCAGAUGGGAGGACGCAGACCAAGCUCAGCCUCAACCCCAUCUACAGACAGGUGCCUCGGGUGCUGGAGAGGUGCUGCAGUCACAUCGAGAACCUCGGCCUUCAGACUGUGGGGAUUUUCCGAGUUGGUAGCUCUAAGAAAAGAGUGAGACAGCUGAGGGAGGACUUUGACGUGGGGGUGGACGUCCAGCUGGAUGAGGAGCACAGCGUCCAUGACGUGGCGGCGCUGCUCAAAGAGUUUCUCAGAGACAUGCCUGAUCCUCUGCUGCCCAGAGAGCUCUACCCGGCCUUCCUGCACGCCAACUUGCUGAGGGGAGCAGACCAGCUUCAGUACCUGCAGCACCUUCUCUACCUGCUCCCUCCCUGUAACUGUGACACCCUGCUGCGACUCCUCAGCCUGUUACACACCGUGCAGAGCUUCGCCCAGGACAGCAUAGGAACAAAUGACGAGGAGAUCUCCGGGAACAAGAUGACGGCUGCGAACCUGGCGGUGAUCUUCGGGCCCAACCUGCUGCAGAGGGAACGAGGAGAUGCGAGUCCUCAGAUCUACGCCAUGGGGAUUGAGGACAGCACGGCGAUCAUCAGCGUGACCUUGGUGCUCAUACAGAACUACAGGAGGCUCUUCACGGUUUCUGCAGAGCUGCAGCAGGAGGUCCUGAUGAGUCUGAUCCAGACUGACCCGGACAUCAUCGACUAUCUGCUGCGUAGGAAACUCGGCAGCAGUCACAUAACGGUGGAGAGCAGCAGCGAGUCGGGGGGUCGUCGGGAUACAGGGGCAUCUCUGGACUCUGUGGGAGCCUCCAGCGGGAGUCUGUCCCCACUGGAGCCCCCAUCGCCGCUUUUCCCACCUGACGGUAGCGGUGGUGAGGGCAGCUUGACCAGCGAGGUCUUCCUCAACGUGCUCAAACUGAACCAGAACAGGAAGCGACAGGAAACGAGAUACGGUGAAGUGCCUCCUGGUAAAUCCAUCCGCCACAUGCGUCAGUUCCACUCCCACCACAACCUGCUCAGCCUGUCCCAGCCCUCCUCGUCUUCCCCCUCCAGCUCCACCACCAGACUCCACGGUCAGGACCCCGACACCCAGGACCGCAGGGGCCCGCUGGGCUCCGCGCUGAACUUCACCCUGGGCGGCGGCGGGAGCGGCAGCUGCUCCAGUCUGACCGGGUCCACGGAGAGCAGCAUCUGGGUGAGACAGACGCCGCAGGAGGAGAGCAAACCGUCACCCGCUGCUAAUUUCUGGGACUUCUUCACCGGGAAAGGGUCGAGCUCGGAGACGAUGGUAUGAUGAACGGCGAGAAGAGGAGGAAUAUUAAGGGAAUGAGUGUGUGUUUAUGUGUGUGUGAUGGCUGUCGGAGGUCAGAAAUCCACAGAAAAGUUGGUUCCUGUUACAUUGAGUGUAUUUUUUAGGAUUAUAAACGCAAGACGAAUCCUAAAUUUCCUACUCAAACUUUCAACUUUAAGAAAGUGUCCUGCUGCUCUCCCAUCAGUAGUUGGAAUUUCCCACUUUUUCAGCAACUCUGGAACGCAUGUGUGUGAAUGUGUAUUUGGGACACAGAAAACAUGAAGAACCCUAACCCUAACCCCAACAAAUGGAGAACAAAAUUUGAGAAAAAUGCUCAAAAACUUUUUUUUUUUAAAAGACAUUUUUGAUUGGUGUUGGAAAAAGUUGGUGAUGAAGACUUUUAAGCACAUCUUGCUCAGACAGAGACAUCAGAGAAAGAAGAAAAAGACUUAAUGAAUCUGUCUAUGAGAUUAUCUGGAAGUAGAUGCAGUAAUAAUAUCGAUGUACAUAAUGUAUUUUACACACGCAACCCUCAUCUUUACUACCUAGAACUGACUCUAGCUGCAUGGACUCCACUAACACUUUAUCUAUACUGAUUACCAUAACAGACUCCCUUUGGUUUCUGUUGUUUUUCUGUAACAUGCAAUAAGCCACUUCUUAUCUACAAUUCAACUAAAGUUCAGCUCGAAAUAAUUGUUAGAAUUCAAACACCUGAAAGGGAUCAGUGCCAGACAAAUGUCUUUGUGUGCAACUCGGUGAGUAUUGAUUAGGUGAUUUGCAGUUCAAAAGAGAUCGAGAUAUCUAGGUUCAAUCAGUGCUAAAUUUAGUUUUUUUUAUGCAGCUUCCAUAUAAACAUUGCUCAAACUACAUUUAAAAGCUUAUUUUUCAUAGUGUAUUUACAGAACAUCCUCAUUUUAGACGUGUAGUUUAAGUGAAGUUUUAUUUAACAAGUGAAGUUUUAUUUAACAAUCACCAACGUAUGGAAAGAUAAUGUAUUUGUUACAUUUAAUUUGUGAUUUUUAAUCAAAUUUUUUUGCAAAUAAUGCAUUUUUUCUUUUAUUUAUAAACAUUUUUCACAUUAUAAAGUGAACAAAAAGCAAGUAAGGAGCAGGAAACGAGAAACUUGAGUUGAGUUGAGGCAGAAUUACCUCAAGUAAAAAUAAAAUAUCACACAUAACAUUCAGUAAUUAUGAGAGAUCUGUCUCAUUGGCUAAAUAAAGACACCAUUUUUGCCAGUUUUUCUUCCAAUUCUUUUUAAAGUCAUAUGGAGGUCUUAUCACAUUGCAUUUAGAAGAGAUUGGAUACUGAGUGACUUUAAGUAUAUCAAAGUUGGCUCUCACAAUAAACUGUUUAGUUUGUAAUCUUUUGAUCUCAAGCAUUCUGAUUCGGUUUUAACUGGAUUCAAUCUAGACGCCUUUUGAGCUGCAGAUCACCAAAUAAAUGCAGUGCCCAGUAAAGUACAUCUGUGUGAUUUUAGUAUUGACUUGUUUGCAUUUGUGGCACCUCCAGUAAGAAACAAUAGCAGUGAUCCAGUUCAGGGGGCCGGAUCCUCUGAAGGACACAGCCCAUUAAGUUUCUUUAGACCAUCAGACUGUCAGGCUGGACCUGCUGCUUCUCCCACAAUUAGUCAAAAACUAACGGUGCGUUCAGGUGCUCAACUCCGACAAGAGUACGAGGGGCUCUUGUCGAGUUUCAUGUUGCCUGAUUUUACAGUGUGAGAUAAAAUAUUCAUCUGUGUCCCCCUGUCAUUUAGGACUAACUAGACUUGAGAGGAGUUAAUACCUGGCUUUCAUUUCUUCUGCAGUGGCCAUGUGAUAUAUCCAGACUUUCAUAAUAUAUUAUUACAUUAAAGGAUUGUUACCUUCCUUUAACCACAGGAGGGCGACAUUCACCACAUCAGCUCUACGUUUAACCCUCUAGUAGCUUUUCCUCCCAUCUAUAAACUCAUAUAAUGUUAGAGAUACAUGUAUUAGGUUUGGGAAUAGUGCCAAGCGACUAGAAACUGUACAUAUGUUUGUUUCUGGCCUCUGUUUGGAGUAGAGAUCCAUGUUUCCAUUGUUGUACAGAGAUUUUCCCCACAUCCUAACAUUGUAUUUCUUCACCACAAACAACACCCGUUGUACAGAGUCCGUCCUUCACCUCAGCCGGUGAAUGUAUCAUCUUCUCUUUUUGGAUUCCUUGUGGGGAAAACAAGAUAUAUUUUGUCUUUUUGUCAGAAAUUUUUUUUUCUAUAUCAUUGUAAAAUCCAUCAAGGUGUGUUGAGACCUAAACCAGAGACUGUACCACCUACCUGCAGAGAAUUAAAUGUCAAACUGCC
Morone saxatilis (striped sea-bass) is the source of this 4559-nucleotide messenger RNA. RefSeq names its product Rho GTPase activating protein 36 (gene arhgap36). Gene Ontology annotation, biological process: signal transduction. The record is from RefSeq and is a predicted model, not a curated record. The transcript has 12 exons. The coding region runs from base 188 to 2245 and encodes 685 amino acids. Lineage: Eukaryota; Metazoa; Chordata; Actinopteri; Moronidae.